UCGGAUGAUUAUUUUAGUCACAAACACCAUGUAAAAGAAAAUGAGACAAAGAUAAAAUAAACAGGAUUAUAAUUUCGAUCAAUUGUAAACGUUUGAAGAUCUAGAUGUUGUUGAAAAUAUGUCUUUCACCGAUAUAGCAUACGGCUGGAUCCAAUAAGAAUUUUAACGCGUCAGAAACGUCUGCGGCGGGGGACCAGAGAGGAGGACUCGGAACUUCAUUCGGAGAGCGUCUUUUUAAAAAUGGUGCUGUUACGGUUGUUGGAUAAGGUGAUGGUAAACUCUCUUGUUCUUAUGUUCAGUUUGGCGUUGAUCUCUGAGUUUGUGGGAGCUCAGAAUGACACAGAGCCUGUAGUCCUGGAGGGCAAAUGUCUUGUGGUUUGCGACUCUAAUCCGACUACGGAUUGGAAGGGCUCGUCCUCUCCUCUUGGCAUUUCGGUGCGUGCGGCAAACUCCAAGGUCGCCUUUUCUGCGGUCCGGAGCAACAAUCACGAACCGUCGGAGAUGAGCAAUAAAACAAGAAUCAUAUACUUCGACCAAGUUCUUGUGAAUAUAGGCAACUAUUUCACAUUGGAGUCAGUGUUUUUGUCUCCCAGAAAAGGGAUCUACAGUUUUAAUUUUCACGUUAUAAAAGUGUACCAGAGCCAGACUAUACAGGUGAACUUAAUGUUGAAUGGGAAACCUGUCAUCUCAGCUUUUGCGGGUGACAAAGACGUAACUCGAGAGGCAGCCACAAAUGGAGUUCUGCUCUUUUUGGAUAAAGAGGACAAAGUCUACCUUAAACUGGAGAAGGGGAAUCUAGUUGGCGGAUGGCAAUACUCUACAUUCUCUGGUUUCCUUGUUUUCCCUCUGUAAAAAGAAAGAAAACCCCACCAUUCAAAUGACUUUAUCAACAAUGUGUUGUCACUGUAUAAUUAAAACAUUUCUACAUCAGUUGGAUCUAGCCAAAGGAUGGAUUA
Molecule: messenger RNA, 956 nt
Organism: Coregonus clupeaformis (lake whitefish)
Lineage: Eukaryota; Metazoa; Chordata; Actinopteri; Salmoniformes; Salmonidae
Product: cerebellin-4-like
Exons: 3
Coding region: 241-852 (203 amino acids)
Molecular function (GO): protein binding
Source: RefSeq, a predicted model, not a curated record